GUCAGAUUUGCGGGCUUUCCUAGCAGUCGCUUCCCUUGCUACUCCAUCUCCCUUCCUCACAUCAAUAAAUCUAGCUGUAGAUUUCAGCCAAGAUGCUCCGGCGGAGGAAGGGCGCUCAGCCUCCGCCUCCGCCUCCGCCUCCGCCUCCGCCUCCACCGCCGUCGCAGUCCCCCGAUGACCCCAGUCCUCCUAAGGAGGUCAAGGCUGAGGAGAAGGGCGGGAAGGAACGGAAGGGGCGAUGGUCCUGUCUUGACAGCUGCUGCUGGCUUAUCGGGGUGAUCUGCUCCAUAUGGUGGCUGUUGCUCUUCUCUUACAACGCCCUCCCGGCCUCGCUACCGCAGUACGUCACGGAGGCUAUCACAGGCCCGUUGUCUGAUCCACCAGGCGUUAAACUUCAAAAGGAAGGGCUGAAAGCCAAGCAUCCCGUGGUCUUCGUUCCUGGGAUCGUCACUGGGGGACUCGAGCUGUGGGAAGGCCAUCAGUGCGCUGAUGGCCUCUUUCGCAAGCGCCUUUGGGGAGGAACAUUUGGAGAGGUCUACAAAAGACCCUUAUGCUGGGUUGAGCAUAUGUCCCUGGAUAACGAAACUGGGCUGGACCCUCCUGGUAUAAGGGUUAGACCAGUCACCGGGCUGGUUGCGGCUGAUUAUUUUGCUCCUGGUUACUUUGUGUGGGCAGUUUUGAUUGCUAACUUGGCUCAGAUUGGGUAUGAAGAGAAAACUAUGUACAUGGCAGCCUAUGACUGGCGAAUCUCAUUCCAGAACACGGAGGUGCGUGAUCAAACAUUGAGCAGAAUAAAAAGUAACAUAGAACUUAUGGUCUCUACAAAUGGUGGAAGGAAGGUGGUGGUUAUUCCACAUUCCAUGGGUGUCUUAUAUUUUUUGCAUUUCAUGAAAUGGGUUGAGGCACCUUCUCCUAUGGGCGGUGGUGGUGGUCCAAACUGGUGCGCAGACCAUAUAAAAUCAGUUAUGAAUAUUGGUGGACCAUUUUUAGGUGUUCCAAAAGCAGUUGCUGGUUUAUUUUCGGCUGAAGCAAAAGAUGUUGCUGUUGCAAGGGCCAUAGCACCUGGUGUUUUGGAUUCUGAUUUUCUUGGUUUUCAAACAUUACGUCAUGUCAUGCGCAUGACUCGAACAUGGGAUUCAACUAUGUCCAUGAUUCCUAAAGGCGGAGAUACAAUUUGGGGUGGUUUAGAAUGGUCUCCUGAAGAAGGCUAUGAGUGUGCUCCUAAGAAGAAUAAGAAUAAUGAUUCUCAUCAAUCCAAAGAUGUUGAUAAGGAGAUGAUUGACGUUCCAUCAAGAGUCAACUAUGGCAGGAUUAUUUCUUUUGGGAAAAAUGUUGCAGAGACACCUUCAGCCAAGUUAAAGCAGACUGAUUUUCGGGAUGCCAUUAAGGGAAACAAUGUUGCUCAUUCAAAUUCUUCUUGUCGAGAAAUUUGGACCGAAUACCAUGAAAUGGGUUGGGCAGGAAUUAAAGCAGUUGCUGAUUUUAAAGUAUAUACAGCUGGUUCUCUCCUGGAUCUUCUUCAUUUUGUUGCUCCAAAGAUGAUGCAGCGUGGAAGUGCACAUCAUUCAUAUGGAAUUGCUGAUGAUCUUGAUGACCCAAAAUAUAUGCACUAUAAGUAUUGGUCAAAUCCCUUGGAGACAAAGUUACCAAAUGCUCCUGAUAUGGAGAUAUACUCCCUAUAUGGAGUGGGAAUACCUACAGAAAGAGCGUACGUUUACAAGUUAUCCCCUCAUGCGGAAUGCUAUAUUCCAUUCCAGAUUGAUACUUCUGCAAACGGUGGAAAUGAAGAAAGCUGCUUGCGAGGUGGUGUGUACCUGGUUAAUGGAGACGAGACUGUGCCAGUGUUAAGUGCAGGAUACAUGUGCGCUAAAGGAUGGCGUGGAAAAACCCGAUUCAAUCCUUCUGGUAUGAAGACUUACGUCAGGGAGUAUGAUCAUGCUCCUCCAGCUAAUCUCUUGGAAGGCCGUGGCACGCAGAGCGGUGCUCAUGUCGAUAUAAUGGGCAACUUUGCAUUGAUAGAGGAUAUUAUUAGAGUAGCUGCUGGUGCUACCGGAGAGGACAUAGGUAGCGAUCAUGCCUAUACUGAUAUAUUUAAAUGGUCAGAAAGAAUCAACCUACGUCUAUGAAUCCAGUUGAAUACCCACAACGUGAAUACUUGAAAUGCAGACAAGAAAGAGCAGUGCUAAGUAUAUUUUGGGUGAUCGUCUUUUAUUUAACGGCAAGAGUUUGGCCAUUGGUGUAUUUAGUUUUCUUAUCGUUUGUGGACACGAUAACUUUCCCUUGAAGCUCCAAUCCAAAUUAAUAUUGGAUCGGAUCAAUCAUUUAUACUAGAAAUUGUGCUCUCAGAUUUAUUGAUAUAUUUAAGCAUUUAAGUCUGGGUGAGCGUUAUCAUC
This is a messenger RNA of Zingiber officinale, 2393 nucleotides long. RefSeq names its product phospholipid:diacylglycerol acyltransferase 1-like. The transcript has 6 exons. Lineage: Eukaryota; Viridiplantae; Streptophyta; Magnoliopsida; Zingiberales; Zingiberaceae. The coding region runs from base 93 to 2126 and encodes 677 amino acids. The record is from RefSeq and is a predicted model, not a curated record. Gene Ontology annotation, biological process: lipid metabolic process. Gene Ontology annotation, cellular component: cytoplasm.